AUGUCCUUUAUGGCAGAGGAAUGGAAGCAGGAAGCCACAGCUGAUGAUGAGGAGAUUUCAGGAGCUAAAAAAUCACACAAAACAUGGAUUAAUGUCAAACUGCCCAGCAUUCCAAUAGAGCUGCCAGAACCAGUUGCAGAGAUAUGCUCCAGCACACCAAGGUCUCGAGCAGUCAGCAGGACUACAAGGAGAGCUGCAGAAAACUGUUUGUUCUGUAGUGAUGGAAGUUGCAAAGCUUUGCAUCAAGCCAAAGAUGCCCCCAGGGCUAGGGGGAGGGGCUCAACUAGCAGCUACCAGUCAAGACCUAGAAGGCCAACAAAGUGUGAGGCUGCAAAGAGCACGCUCAGAGGCGUAAACCUUGAUAUACAGCCUAUUACUGCUCCAAGGAGGACUCUUGUUGAACGUGAUCAAAGUGCUCACUUGAAAGCAAGCAAUCCCGGAUCAAAUGACACGGUGGAUAAGGACGGAUGGGAGCCCUUCACCUGUGCUUGUCACUUCUGCGGAGAGAAAUUUGGCAAACAUUCAAUUUUAAUUCACGAAAAGCGUUGUCCCGGACGUCGAAAAUCUUCCCCUGUACUACAACAGACUGAAAAACAUCCAAUUGCAAUGGCUAAUGAUCAGAUGAACUUGGAUGACCAUAAUGUCCAAAAAGUGGCCACUAUAAUAACCAUGGGACUGCCAUCAGGAAUGGAGAAGAUAACUGUGUACGCUGCACCACCAAGACCACAGACUAGAACAGUCAGACACAGUGCUCUUCGUUCCAGUGGUAUCGGAAUGCCAUCAGCUUCCACUAAGAAAUUCACUGAGACGAACGUAAGCGUUCAAUGUGAACAGUGCCAGCAGAUUGUUGCUACAGAUCGAUUGAUAAUCCACACGCAAACGUGCAGCCCAAGUGGAGCUAGAGUGAGUGCCUGUAAUGUCAGAUUCCCGUCUACAAGUAACCUACUACGAGUGAAUGAAGCCAAACAAGAAAAUAAGUCGCCAAAGAGACAAGGAAAACCACCCACUAAAGCAUGCUACAUCUGCGGACGAGAGUUUGGGUCAUUAUCGAUUGCAAUUCACGAACCGCAGUGCCUGAAAAAAUGGCAUGCAGAAAACAGAAUACUGCCCUUCAGCCAACGAAAGCCAGUCCCUAGAAAGAAAGAGCACAAGCCAGCCAUUGCACGAGCUCUGUCUAGAGAUACCCCAGAACAAUUAGUGAGCAGCUUACCUGACAAUGUUUAUACAGACGAGGGACUAACUGCGAAACUAGUUGAACGUUACUAUCAGAAUAGCUACUCUCAGUUUGAGAGAGAGUUGAUUCCAUGCAAGAGAUGUGGUAGAACAUUUGCCCCUGAGAGGCAUAAAUUACACGAGCCGAACUGUAAUGCAGAGCCAUUAUAGCAAAGUAUAGAAAUAAGUGAUAACAGUGAUAACGAGUAAAAUGCUUUGUAUGUCAUUUGUGCAAAAUCUUAUCAAUUUCAAUUAAUGCAUUUUUAACGCCGUUUUCCUUUACAAUUUCUGUAUACACACAAUCUAUACUGUCAUUCAUUUCUGUAUUUGUUAUAAGUGUCAAUUUUGUUCUCAAUUCUUC
Molecule: messenger RNA, 1573 nt
Organism: Halichondria panicea
Lineage: Eukaryota; Metazoa; Porifera; Demospongiae; Suberitida; Halichondriidae
Product: zinc finger protein 474-like
Exons: 1
Coding region: 1-1383 (460 amino acids)
Source: RefSeq, a predicted model, not a curated record